Gadus chalcogrammus (walleye pollock) is the source of this 10522-nucleotide messenger RNA. It is a transcript of the gene plce1, whose product is annotated as phospholipase C, epsilon 1. Gene Ontology annotation, biological process: small GTPase-mediated signal transduction; phosphatidylinositol-mediated signaling; lipid metabolic process. The transcript is spliced from 43 exons. The record is from RefSeq and is a predicted model, not a curated record. NCBI's taxonomy places the organism in Eukaryota, Metazoa, Chordata, Actinopteri, Gadiformes, Gadidae. Bases 297 to 6353 code for a protein of 2018 amino acids. Gene Ontology annotation, molecular function: phosphatidylinositol-4,5-bisphosphate phospholipase C activity; guanyl-nucleotide exchange factor activity.
ACCAGGGGGAGGAGGACGAAGGGGUGGUUGCCGAGGGCGACAGCACGUUUGUGCGUAACCGCAAGGAGCGCUCCACCGUUCUCGUGAGGCGGUUCUUCAAGAACAACCAGAAGGUUUCCAAGCCCGUCUGCACGGGGACCAGGGCCAUCGUGCGGGCCCUGCCCUCGGGCCGGCCGUCCACAGAGGUCUGGAGGCAGGUGGUCCAGCACCAGAGCUCCAGGCCCGUCAGGGAGCUGGUCUGGGGGGUCCUGGAGCGGCUCCGGGGGGAGGGGGAGAGGCUGAACGUCUGCAGAGGAAUGCGUCGCCUUGUGGGCGUCAAACAUCUCAAGGUAUUGAAAAAUGUGCAGCCCUUAGAGGAGCACCACCUUCUCCACCCCGCCAGGAAACUGCUGCUGGCCUGCCCUGGCUGCAGGCCUCCUCGUGGGGCUAGGCCAUCACCUGAGCUCCCAGGCCUGGGCCUUGGCUCCACGUUAGGCCCAGAAGAGUUGCCCAGGUGGUACCGUGCGGUGGGCCAGCACACGGCGUUGAGCAGCCUGCUGGGUGGAGCGCUGCUGGAGGCCACGUCCGCCCUGUGCUCUCGCUCCUCCUCCUCCUCCUUCAGCUCCUCCUCUUCCUCAUCCAGCCCCACGGCCCUGGGGUGCAGCACCCACAUCAUGCUCAGAGAGCGCCAGGUCUCCGGCAGCACGACGGGGGGCAGCGGGGGCGUCGGCGUGGCGACGCCGGCCCCCGUGGUAGCGGGGGCCAUCAGCAGGGAGCUGUCAGACCUGCGGUCCCUGGCCCAGUUCCCCGAAGAGAUCGCCUGCAUCCUGACCCAGCAGGAGCAGGAGCUGUACCAGCGGGUGUUUCCGCUGGACUACCUGUGUUUCCUGACCCGGGAUCUGGGGGGUACUGAGGGUCAGACCAAGCGUCACCCCAGCCUCAAGGCCUCCCUGUCGGGCCCGCCCUCCUCUACCCACAAUGCUCAGCGACGCAACGCCGUGGAGGACCUGGUGGCCCGCUUCAAUGAGGUGAGCUCGUGGGUGACGUGGCUGGUCCUGACGGCCAGCUCCAUGGAGGAGAAGAGGGAGGUGUUCUCCUACCUGGUGCACACCGCCCGCUGCUGCUGGAACAUGGGCAACUACAACGCCGUCAUGGAGUUCCUGGCCGGGCUGCGCUCUCGCAAGGUACUGAAGAUGUGGCAGUUCAUGGAGCAGGCGGACAUUGAGACCAUGCGGGGGCUGAAGGACGCCAUGGCCCAGCACGAGUCCUCCGCAGAGUACAAGAAGCUGCUCACCAGGGCACUCAAUAUCCCAGGAUGCAAGGUGGUUCCGUUCUGCGGGGUCUUCCUGAAGGAGCUGAGCGACGCACUGGAUGGGACCGCCAGCAUCAUCAGCCUCAAAGCCCCGCUGGAAAACACAGACUCAGACUCACUGGAGUUUGUGUCCGACUACCACGGCCAGCAGCAUUUCAUGUCCCGCUCCGGUCCCGACGGGCUCCACGUCCCGGAGAAGGAGGCCACUGUCAGCAACAUCCUGCAGAUCAUCCGGUCCUGUAACCGUAGCCUGGAGGCGGAUGAUUCAGAUGAAACGACCAGUCACAGCCCUUCCUCGGUGGCCCCGCCCCCAACCUCCCGGAACAACUCGUUCAGGGAGCGAAGCUACAAUCCUUCCCGCUCCUCCAGGCUAGCCCCUGAAGCCAGUCGGGUCUUGUUCACAGUGGGGGAUGUGUCUGAUGCGGAGGCCGAGCCGUGCCUGGAGGUGGGGGGGAAGGAGGUGGAGUUCCAGGGAACCGAGGAGACCCACCCCGCCUUCGCCCACAACACAGAGAUCAUACCCUGGUACGUGCUGUCCCUGCAGCCCGACACACAUCAGUUCCUGCUGCAGGGCGCUACGGUCAUCCACUACGACCAGGACAGCCACCUCAGCGCCCGCUGCCUCCUCACACUGCAGCCCGACAACACCACCCUCACCUGGGGGAAGCCUCGGUGCGGAGGACCCCCAGCGACGGAGCCUCCAGUUGGGCUCGGCCAAACCGUGUUUGCUGGUCUGGCCGAAGGCCUGCUGGAUCUGGGGGUGGUCAAGGCGGUGUUCCUGGGUCACCACGGGGCAGACGUCCACGCUGUGUGUCUUCAAAACAAACUGAGCCAAAUGACGGCGGAAGACAACGCCCUGACGCUCCUCUACGGCCUCGGCACCACCGACAACAGGCUGCUUCACUUUGUGGCACCCAAUCACACGGCCCAGGCGCUUCACAAGGGCCUAUCAGAGCUGGUGAACGCCACCCGGAAGCUGAAGAGGUUCCCCGACCAAAGGCUGCAGUGGUUGAGGAGACAGUACGUCAGCUUGUAUCAGGAGGACGGGCGAUACGAGGGCCCGUCGCUGGCCCAGGCCAUCGAGCUGUUUGGGGGCCGGCGCUGGAACAUGGGCGCCGGCGGGGCGGAGAAGGCGGGCGGCCAGAAGAACAACACGCUGGGAAACGAAAAGACCAAGAAGAAGAAGAAGGUCCUCGUCAGGGGAGACAGCGGGGAUGUGACGGACGAUGAGAUGGUUUCCCGAAAGACCCGGAGCUGUAAGGAAGCACUGGGCCGGAACGGAAUGGAGUUCAACGACAGCAUGGACCAGGACGAGUCGGAGGACAGCUUUCCUGGACCGUUCUCCCUGUCAGCCAAUAGGAGCCCAGCGAUGCUGGCCUCUUCCUCCUCCUCCUCCACCUCCUCCUCUUCCUCCUCCAGCAUGGUCGGGGCGGUCCAGACCCGCCCCCAGGCCUCUCCCGUCCUAUCAGGGGCCGCAAAGACACCGCCGCCUGGUGCGUGGAGCAGCCGGUCGUGGCACGGCAGGUGCAAAGGUUGCUUCAAAGGCUUCCAGAACCUGAUGAUCUCAGACAGCUCCAUGAGCUUCAUUGAGUUCGUGGAGCUCUUCAAGUCCUUCAGCAUCCGCAGCAGGAAAGACCUGAAGGAGCUGUUCGAUACGUUUGCUGUCCCCGUGAGCCGAUCCAGCCCUGAGUCGGCGCCUCUCUACACCAACCUGCGCAUCGACGACCUGGACAUGGGACUCCAGCCGGACCUCGACCUGUUGACCAGGAACGGGUCAGACCUGGGCCUCUUCAUCCGAACGCAGCAGCAGAUGACGGACAACCAGAAGCAGAUCUCCGACGCCAUCGCGGCGGCGAGCAUCGUGUCCAACGGCACGGGCGUGGAGAACGCCUCGCUCGGGGUCCUGGGCAUGGCCAUUCCCCAGCUCAACGACUUCCUGGUCAACUGCCAGAGAGAGCACCUGAGCUAUGACGACAUCCUCAGCAUCAUACAGAAAUUUGAGCCGUCGUCGAGCAUGCGACAGAUGGGCUGGAUGUCAUUUGAAGGCUUUGCCAGGUAUCUGAUGGACAAGGAGAACUGUGCGUCGCGUCACGAGGAGUCUCAGGUGGACCCGGCGGAGCUGCAGCACCCCCUCUCCUACUACUACAUCGAGUCGUCCCACAACACCUACCUGACCGGACACCAGCUCAAAGGGGAGUCCUCCGUGGAGCUGUACAGCCAGGUCCUUCUGCAGGGGUGCAGGAGCGUGGAGCUGGACUGCUGGGAUGGAGACGACGGCAUGCCGGUCAUCUACCACGGACACACCCUCACCACCAAGAUACCCUUCAAGGACGUGGUGGAGGCGGUAAACCGCUCAGCAUUCGUUAACUCCGACAUGCCCGUCAUCCUGUCCAUAGAGAACCACUGCUCCCUGCCCCAGCAACGCACGAUGGCCGACAUCUUCAAGGCGGUGUUUGGCGAGCGUCUGGUGAUGCGUUUCCUGCUUGAGAGCGACUUCAGCGACGACCCCCUCCUGCCCUCCCCCCUCCAGCUGAGGGGGAAGAUACUCCUCAAGAACAAGAAGCUCAAAGCCCACCAAGCGCCUGUAGACAUCCUCAAACAGAAGGCUCACCAGCUCGCCCACAUGCAGGCCCAGGCUAGCAACGGGGGGUCGCCAGGGGUGGGCUCCACAGGCAACAACACCAAUGAGGAAGAGGAGGAGGAAGAGGACGAGUACGACUAUGACUACGAAUCUCUCUCAGACGCCGAUGUCCUCAUGGCCUCUACCGCCUCCUAUAGCCUGGAAGACAACAUCCUGGAUGACAAGCCGGAGGGGAAGAGCACAGCGGAGAAGGAAGAGCCGCCGACCGACGAGGUUCCCAAGAGAAGCUCCAAGAAACCAGAGAGGGCGGCAAACUGCAAGGGAAAAGUGUUUGACAUGGAGUUGGGGGAGGAGUUCUACCUUCCUCAGAACAAGAAGGAGAGCCGGCAGAUCGCCCAGGAGCUGUCGGACCUCAUCAUCUACUGCCAGGCCAUCAAGUUCCCCGGCCUGUCCACACUGUCUCCGACUGACUCGGGCCGAGGGAAGGACCGAGGGAAGGGCAGGAAGUCCAUAUUUGGAGCGGCCCCUGCUCGCAUUAACACACUGGGAGACUCCGCCCCCCAGACCCGCCCCUCAGGGAAAGGCGGUGCGGAGUGCGUGCGUCUGAGCUGGGAGGAGCAGCAGCAGACACAGCAGGCCCAACAGCAGGGCCAGACGUCCCCGGUGCCCAGCGCGCCCGCCUCCCUCAGCUCCAUCAUCCGCACGCCCAAGUGCUACCACAUCUCCUCGGUCAACGAGAACGCCGCCAAGCGCCUCUGCCGCCGCUACUCCCGCAAGCUCAUCCAGCACACGGGCUCCCAGCUGCUGCGCACCUACCCGGCGGCCACGCGCAUCGACUCGGCCAACCCCAGCCCGCUGCCCUUCUGGCUGCACGGUAUCCAGCUGGUGGCGCUCAACUACCAGACCGACGAUCUUCCCCUGCAGCUAAACGAAGCGCUCUUCGAGGCUAACGGCGGCUGCGGCUACGUGCUAAAGCCGGCGGUGUUGUGGGACCGCUGCUGCCCCCUCUACCAGCAGUUCUGCCCCCUGGAGCGAGACGUGGAGAACAUGACCCCCAUCACCUACACCCUCACGGUGAUCUCCGGGCAGAACGUGUGCCCGGGCAACAGCGCGGGCAGCCCCUGCGUGGAGGUGGACGUGCUGGGCAUGCCCGUGGACGCCAGCCACUUCCGCUCCAAGCCCAUCCACCGCAACACGCUCAACCCCAUGUGGGGCGAGAGCUUCCAGUUCACCGUGCACUUUGAGGAGCUGUGCUUCCUGCGCAUCGCCGUGGUGGAGAACAACAGCUCCCAGACCACGGCCCAGAGGACCCUGCCCAUCAAAGCCCUCAAACCAGGUUACAGGCACCUACAGUUAAGAACUCAACACAAUGAGUCCCUAGAGGUGUCCGGUCUGUUCAUCUACAGCCGCAGGAACGAGGACGGCCCUGCAGGGGGUGCUGUUCCCUCCUCUAUGUGGUACAGUACAGAUGACCGGCGGACGUAUCAGAAGCACAGGCUGACGGUGCACGGGGCCCCGGGCCCGGAGCCCUUCACCGUGUUCCCGGUCUGCCCGCAGACCACCGCCAGGCAGCUGCUAGACAUGGUUGUGUCCCCAACAGGAAGUCCCUCAGAGUACUUCCUGUGCGAGGAGAGGCUUCCCCUUGCCAAGGAGCGCAGCGAGGCCAGGCAGCGGCCGCUGGCUCCGGAGGAGGAGGUGCUGAGGCUGGUCAGCGGCUGGCACACGGAGGAGGGCCUGGUGGGCAGGAUCAGCCUCCGAGCCAGAGAGGAGAACUGUAAUGAGAGGAGCACGUCGGUUGGAGAAGGGGAGGAUGAGCUGACCGUAGGAGGGAGGGAGGGAGGAGGGGAAGAGGAGAUGUUCUUCGUCCAGGUCCACGACGUCUCUCCUGAGCAGCCCCACACGGUGAUCAAGGCUCCGCGCUCCAGCACCUCCCAGGACAUCAUCCAGCAGACUCUGUCCAAAGCCAAGUACUCCGUGAGCAUCCUGUCCAACCCCAACCCCACCGACUACGUCUUGAUGGAGGAGGUGACCAAGGACCCCGGCUCCAAGAAGGCGUCGACCGCCAAGCCGCUACAGCGAAUCCUAUUGGACCACGAGUGCGUCUAUCAAGCUCAGAGCCGGUGGAGGGGGGUGGGGAAGUUCAUCCUCAAACUCAAAGAGCAGAUGCCUCGCGAGGACAAGAGAAAGGGCAUCUCGUUCGCCAGCGAGCUCAAGAAGCUGACCAGUCGCGGCCGCAGCACGUCGAGUGGCAGCAGCGCCAGCCAAUCGGUGACGCUGUGCCAUGACGGCCCCGCCCACAGGUGUCUGCCUGCGGGGCUGAAGGCCUGGGUGUCAGAGGGCAAAGAGGGGGCAGGACGUAUCCUCCUGAACUCGCCCGUGAGGCCGCGACCCAAGCCCCGACGGGACCACACCUCCACCGCCUCUCGGGCCCUCCAGACCUGGAAGAUGUACCUUCUGCGCAACUGGAAGGUUCACAAAUGAAACCCAGAGAGGGAGAAAAGAUCAUUAAAGUGAUAAUGGAAGGCGUCCUCAACGCAGUGUAGUAAGGACUCAUUGCCCUGGUUCAGCGCAAAGGAAAGGUUUAUCCCACAAUCUGCGAGUUUGUACGUGCGUUUGGGAGUUCUUGGAAACCGCUCCUCUUGCGCAAAGGACUGCAUUUGGCAGUUGAUUUGAGGUCACUUGGAGGAUUCGGUCCGGCCCCAGAGGCUGGCUUAGUUGCUGUACAGGGUCCUGCCCAAACCCUAUUGGUCGGAUGAAUGGGAUUUGGCUCGCUCCGGGGGGUGUCCGUUGAUUGGUUGGUUCGCUGGUUGACGGACAGUUGCUCCAGCCACUCAGAAAGCCUUUCUCCACGGAGCCCCUAGACACGGUAAAUGUGCCAUUGGGCUACCCCCAGGUUUGACUUGACGCGGUCACCCGCAGCUGUUUUAUUUAUUUAUUGUUUCAUCAUCAGGGAUGGGAUUUAGAAUAAUCUAAAAUGCUGUUUCUUAUUAAUGAAGGGGAAGUUAUAUGUCAGACCCAUCAACAUUUAGUCACGAUGAAAUGAUUAAUGGGUUUGUGACCUUUCAAUCUCCAAAUUAAUUUGACGAACCCUGAAUACGUGUCAAGUUUGCUGGGUGUGAACAGAGAUUUGUCAUGAUUUAGGCUACUAGUAAGGUUCACCAACGGCAUAUACUAACUAUGAAUGAGGCUUCUAGUAAGGUUCAGUAAAUAUAUUGUUACUAUGAAUAAGGCUUCUUGUAAGGUUCAGUAAAGUUAUGUUUAGUAACAUUGCCCAUUUUCUUGCUGUUAAAAAACGCACAUAGGAUAGCAAAAGGACUCAAAGCAUUAGUGAUGGAAUGUGUAUGAAUUAGGUAUUUUGAAAUGGCUUCAGUUUGAGGGAAAUGGUUGAUCAUGUUUUACUGUAAGAUUAAAACAGAUACUGUAAGAUUAUAUUCGGCAGCUUUUGGUCCAGGUAGACGGGCUUUUAAGUUGUUUCUUUACUUUAUAUCGUUGACAUGAUCUCUAAAAAGUAAUAUAUAAUUUAAAUAAUAUAUAAUAAAUAUAUAAGAAAAUGUAAGUCAUCGCAGAGCUGAUCAAUGAUCGGUGAUGUUACUUAUUUUCGCCCAGCUAGCGGGAAAAGGCCUGAUGAGAUUCAAAUUUGGAAGAAACUUCUGUGUGUGCCGUUAAAUGUUCCCCAUUAAAACAAAUGGGGUUUACGCCUAUCUUAAAUUUGACAAUUAAGAAGGCUUCCCAAAAUCUUCAAAUGUUGAGAAUGAUUAAAGGUCAUGUCAACAUCAGUUAAGGGUUAAAUUUUUCGAUUUUUUUUAUUUUUAUCUCCCAGUCUAAAUCUCUUGUCUGUCAUAGGCUGAGUUGUAGCAUUAGCAUGACAGCUAUGUGAAGCUAACAUAGCAUAACUAAAGUUAUGAUAGCUUAUGUUGGCAGAAUUUUUUUUUAACCUGAAAUAAAGCUGAUAUCCAAUAUUAAGUUAAAGUUUAGCAUAUUAUUGUAUAUGGAAAGCGGUUUAACUUUUAAACCUAUUUCCUUCCCAUAUGUAGGCUUGUGCUUAGUUAAGUGUGAAUCGAUUGUAAUGUCAUAUAAAGGUACUUUUAAAUACAUUUAAUAAUUAUAUUGUUUCCAUUUUAUAGUGGCUUAACAAUUUGAUUUAUAUUUGAGUCCAGUUUAGUCUGUUGUAAAUGUAUAUAUUUUUAUCCAGGGUCACUGAUAGACAGACAGGAAAUCAUCCCUGAGCCUAACAUAUAGAUGGAGCUCAGACUCAAUGUGGCUGUAGAGUUGUAUAUACACAUAAGGUGUUUAGUUUAUCUUUUAAAGAGUUUUCUUUAAAAUGCUCAAUGUUUUAUGUUUUUCGUAGACAAUCCUCGGGUAGUCUGAUACUUUUAAACAAGACGUCUGGAUGUAGAGCUUAGCUAUUCAAGACUUGAUACCAUUUUGUUGCAUGCAUUCUUUUCUUUAAAUGGAGGUAUUCAGAUGAUGUAUUAUUUCAACGCCAAGUAUAGUUUUUAGCCUUUAUCUCUAACUUGUGAAUGAUACCCUUCUUAAGUGUGUUGAAACUUUGUUAAAACUGAGAAACAUGUGUGUAGGAUUAUUUAUCGAAUGACACGCCCUGGUUGGCUGUUGUGUGUGUGUGUGUGUGUGUGUAUGUGUGUGUGUUUUUUGGGCGUGUCUGAAGUCUCAAAGUGUUUUAAACUGUUUUCUUAAUUUAUUUGCGUAGAUGUGAGGGAAAUCCCUCCUCUGCGUUUACACUAAAAUGUAAUAUUUGUUCAGUGGUGUAAAUAAUAAUUUUUACUUAAGUGUUGGCUGUAGUGGUUACAUUUCUGGUGUUAUAUUCUUCAGGAAAAUGUCCUGCAGUUGUCUACCUGUGUCUUUGUAAAUGUAGGAAGAUUAGGGAGACACAUUUGGAUGGAAGUGUAUAAGUCUUUGUGUUGUCGUGUAUAUUUUUUUAAAAGUGUAUUUGGUCGUUGUGUUGUCCAACGUGCUUCAUAUUGUGACCUGCAGGCUGUACGUCUUCACGUUUCUAUUUACUUGAAUUAUUUAAAUGAUUGAUUAUCAGCCAAUGUUGUCAUACCUGUAAAGAGAGAGUUCACAUUAAAUACAACUAUUGUCGUAGUCAUUAUUGUUUCGUUGCUGAAUGCAGACUUAAUUUGUUUUCAUAAAUGUCGGAUCACUCUGCAGGUUUUAAAACUGAUUUCCAAUAAGCACUUUCGGAUUGCAUUAACAGAUAGUUUCAAAAAAUACAUUUAAUCAUAUUUAUUUUAUACCCACAACUUUACAACUAUCACUUAACUCUCAUCACAAUUAUAGUAGAGUACUACUGCAAUUGAAGUCUGCAACAUAGACUCGGUUUCUGCAAAAAUGCACAGAAGGUUUGUCGUUGAAGUCAUUGGUGCAGGAUUUGUAUUCACCAUUGGUCUGAUUCUGAAAGAAAUUCAACUUUUGGGGGAAACAGGGUUGACAAUGUAGACCACAAUUUUUUGGGUUUCUUAUAUUUGAAAGUAUAAAUCUAUUCAUCAAUCAAUGUUUAAAGGUAAAAUGAUCUAAGAUGGAUGAAAUGUUAGUUUGGAUCCAACUCAUACAGAACAAACUAAUUUAGAAUCAUAUGUUAAAUUUAAAUCUUAAAUAUGUUAAAUCUAAAUCUUAUAUCUAAAUCUUAUUUCUAAAUGUAAAUCCUGAAUGUAAAUGCUUUAUCUGAGCUAAAUCGUAUAUAUAAAUCCUAAAUCCUAAAUUGGAAUCCAUAUUUUCAAUCAAAUUCUUCCAUCUAAAUCCUAAAUCCAUACCGAUAUGCUAAUUCUCAAAGAUAUCCACCUUAUUCCGCCACGCCCCUUUUUACAUGCGUUUGUCUUCCGCUUUGUGUUGAAACUUCCGGUCGGCUAGUUACAGCUAGAUAGCUACAUUGAAAUACCCGGUGAAUUAAAGGUUUGGUAAGGGAUUUGGGAAACGCCAGCAGAUUCUGAAAAUACACAACUCAAAUGGUCCCACCCCCUCUCCUUCAACGCUGACUCUGACUCCACCCAUUCCAAAACAUGGACGCGCAAUCAUGCAUGAACGAACACCGAUGCGCGAGAGAGAGCCAUUAGCUAGUUAGCUAGCUCCAGUAGCUACCGCAGGAUAACAACAAACAGAAGCUUGCUCUGGGUCACAAGCUUUGAGUAUGUGCACAAAGGGGUCACGCGCUUGGAGCGGGGGAGGGGGAGUGCAGUACGACCGUUUGAUUGACGUACUUACUGUCCAAUGCCACUCUGUGGGUCUGGAAAUCAUUGGCUGGAUUUUUUCAAGCCCUGCCCGUUCCACAGAUGAUUGAUUUGUUUAAUUUUCAUGUCAGUACUUCUAACUCAGUGGCUGUAAGUGGGUUAUGAUAAGGAUUUCAAGUAAUUUUGCAAAAAUGGCCAAAAUAGAGAAUUCCAUACCCAACCUUUAAGAUGGAGAGGCUAACGUGGGUAGAGACCAAAAAAAUGUCAAAAGUUUGGAUGGAGGGAUUGUACUUCGUCACCCGAGGUUAAUGAACUCCACCGAGUGGGUGGAUGACAUGUGGUGGUGGCCUCAGGUGUCAUAUGGGGAUAUUUUUUAUUAUUUAGUGUUAGCUGUCGAUGGGUCAGCCAUGAAAAAUGUCAAGAGCACCCAGGCGUAUCAAUAUUUACAUAGUGGAAAGGUCGGUC